This is a messenger RNA of Penicillium macrosclerotiorum, 1578 nucleotides long. RefSeq names its product SPla/RYanodine receptor SPRY. Bases 1 to 1578 code for a protein of 525 amino acids. The record is from RefSeq and is a predicted model, not a curated record. Gene Ontology annotation, molecular function: protein binding. Lineage: Eukaryota; Fungi; Ascomycota; Eurotiomycetes; Eurotiales; Aspergillaceae. The transcript has 3 exons.
AUGCAGAGCCUUGAGGCAUCGGGCCCCGAUGCGCUCGCUGGCCUUCCCUCUACGCUGAGAACGGUGAUAGGCGGCAGCCCGACGUCACCGCUCGGGCUCGCCGUCACUGAGACCGUCCCAACCGUGGUCCAAACCGCAUCCUCCCUGUCUCGACAACAGAUACAAGAGAAUUUACAGCAUGUCAUUUCAAGUCUUUCCUCCGACGAUGGUGGUGAACGCCUUCUUGCCGCCGGUGGCAACUCGUCCGGCUCGACCGGGAAAGGCAUCUUAAUCGGUAUUCUCUCUGCUUUUGGCUCGGCGGCUGUUGCAUUCAUCGUCCUUGCGAUUUUCUUUUUCUUCAAAUAUACUCGCCGCGGGCGCAUAAUGCUCGACCGCAUUGGUCGUCCGGGUGAAUAUGAUGACGAACAAGCAUUUGCGCGCGAAGAGGAGGCAGCGUUGGAGACGAUGGAUGAUCUGACACGGUCAGAAUACCUGCGAGCAAAAGCAUUUGUCCAAGCCAAUCCCCCAGAGUCCAUGCAAACCGAUAUCUCGUUAUCACAGUUCCUUGCCAUCCAAGAGAAGGGCGUCUCCGCAUGGGAAUUUCAGCCCGAACUCGAAAUCGCCAACUGUUUCGUGGAAGGUCGUACAGAGAUCGAGUUUUUCGAUUCUGAAUGUAGUGUCCAGACCAAUCUGCCCAUUCCCAAGCAGAAUGAGGUCUACUACUGGGAAGCCAAGAUCUACGAUAAGCCCGAGUCCACAAUGAUUGGUGUCGGUCUUACCACCAAGCCAUAUCCUCUUUUCCGAAUGCCUGGCUUCCACAAAACCUCCGUUGCCUAUCAAUCAUCUGGCCAUCGCCGACACAACCAGCCAUUCAUCCCGACUUCAUAUGGUCCUCCACUUCUCCAAGGCGAUGUGAUCGGCGUCGGUUACCGCCCGCGAUCAGGUACAAUAUUCUUUACCCGCAACGGCAAGAAGCUUGAAGAUGUCGUCCACAACUACCGCACUCAAAACCUGUUCCCCACGGUUGGCGCCAACGGUCCCUGCAGCGUCCACGUUAAUUUCGGCCAAAUGGGGUUUGUGUUCAUUGAGGCUAAUGUGAAGAAAUGGGGUCUGGCCCCCAUGACGGGCAGCCUCGCACCGCCGCCACCGUAUGGAAGCGAGCAAGGCAGUAUUUUGUUGGAGUCAGGCCGAGAAAGCGCGGCUCAGAUUUCACAGCGGGUCUAUCAGACUCACACUGCAAGAAGCUCCAGUGUCGGGAUUUCGCCGGCGGUCAGCCCCGGUCCAAUUCGAUCGCCAACCGAUAUCUCCCUUGCUCAACUCGCUCAUAUUCCUUCUAACGAAGAUGCUGGCGAGGGCUCCAGCCGUAUUGCGGUCGACGAAGCUCCCUUGCCUGGGGAGCCAGAUGAGCAUGGGAUUCUUCCUCCAGAGUAUUCCAGCCCGGGAAGCAGCCGCAGAGGAAGCGAUGCGUCUUUAGAAUUUCCCCCAUCUCGUGCCUCUGCACAAGCCAGGCCCCCUCCGGAUAACUCGGCCGAGCCGGACUCUCAAAACUUGCCGAGUUAUCAAGCCGUGAUUGAUCGAGAAUUGAAUGAUUAUCAUUAA